This is a messenger RNA of Pistacia vera, 642 nucleotides long. RefSeq names its product E3 ubiquitin-protein ligase At3g02290-like. The record is from RefSeq and is a predicted model, not a curated record. Gene Ontology annotation, molecular function: ubiquitin-protein transferase activity. The transcript is spliced from 4 exons. The coding region runs from base 1 to 642 and encodes 213 amino acids. NCBI's taxonomy places the organism in Eukaryota, Viridiplantae, Streptophyta, Magnoliopsida, Sapindales, Anacardiaceae.
AUGGGCUGUGUCUGUAGUUGUUUUCAUGUUCCGGAUCCUGAACAGAAUUUAAAUACUUCCAGCAGUGGAAGCUUCUGCUGUCUAUGUGGCUUCCUUCACACCGUAAUCAACAAGCGAUCCUUCUACCUGCAGUAUAAAUCAUUAUACAGCAAUAACCAAAUCAGGAACCUUCCACUAAGUGAUGAGCGGCCAGUCUCAUUGACUUCUAUUGUGCCAUCUGACAUUCCACAGUCUCAAGCUACAACAUCUGUUCCGAGAACUUUGUCAUUUAAUGUCAAUUCCAGCCAUUCCAAUUUACAGCAGGACAGUCUUGUUACAAUAAAUGAGCGCGGCGCAGCUCCGUUGCACUUGAACAGACAGUCAAAUUCACAACAACUUAGAAAUAGUGAUCAAAGUACCCAGAAACUUGUAAAUUCCUCAUUGAAGUUAUCAUUCAAUAAAACGAAACCUGGUUAUGUCCAUGAAUCAUUCGAAGAUGAGGAUGCCUGUCCAACGUGUCUGGAAGAGUAUACCCCUGAAAAUCCAAGGAUAGUUACAAAAUGUUUUCACCAUUACCAUCUUAGCUGUAUAUACGAGUGGAUGGAGAGAAGUCCAACCUGUCCUGUUUGCAGCAAGGUGAUGGUAUUUGAUGAAAUAGUCUAA